AUGGUGAACAUUAAGAUGGCCAGCGGCGUUGCUCUACUAUCUUCGCUUGUCAGCGCCAGCGCCAUCCCAGCUCAGCAGAUCAAGCGGGACUCCGACAUCCCUCCAACUGCUUUGCCACAGAGUGCCUCUGAUAACGACCUCAAGUUCCAGCCCGUCCUGGAUUACGACACAGACAGCUGCUACAAUGUUCCUGCCAUCGAUGCCCAAGGAAACCUCGACAAGGGCCUCAAAAACACGUAUACGACCAACACCGCCGAUGGGUGCCGCACUGCGUCGUACCUCGACAACCAGAACGUCUAUGCCCGAACUCGUUGUAACAACGGCUGGUGCGCCUACAUGUACGAGCAUUACUUCCAGAAGGAUGUCGGCCUCGAGCACGUGGCCGGUGUCGCCUCGGGACAUCGUUACGAGUGGGAGAAUGUCGUUGUCUGGGUGAAGGAUGGUGACGACCACCCCAGCUACGUUGCCGUGUCCCAGCACGACGGCUACGAGACCAAGAAAGCUAGCGAUGUUCGCUUUCAGGACCACCAUGCCAAGGUUAUCUACAACAAAGUCGGAGCGGGUACCCAUGCUUUCAGAUUCGGAAAUGAUGGUGACGACAAGAUUGAGAAUGCGAAGGGCAGCUGGAUUCAGGGUGCCCUUGUUGGAUUCUGGGGCUAUCCCUCCGUGGAACUCCGCGACAAGAUGAUCCAGAACUGGGCCAGCACCGGAAUCAAGUGCAAGAUCGAGUCUGCCAUCUACGCUGACUACCUCAAGAAGUCCAUUGGCGACAAUGACAUUGGCAGCUUCGAUUUCAACUUGGACUCUUAG
Molecule: messenger RNA, 810 nt
Organism: Neoarthrinium moseri
Lineage: Eukaryota; Fungi; Ascomycota; Sordariomycetes; Amphisphaeriales; Apiosporaceae
Exons: 2
Coding region: 1-810 (269 amino acids)
Source: RefSeq, a predicted model, not a curated record